AAAAAAAUCUUCAUACUUUACAAAGAAUAUGACUUCACCUUUACCAGUGAACGCAAAGCAAGGUUAUAGAGAGGGGAGUUCAUAUUUGAAUGAAGCUUCUUACCUGUCCAGCUCAUUUGAUCGAGCUAAUUCAACUGCGCGAUUAGGCUCUUCUCCAGGAAAUUAUGGUUCUUCUCCUAAAAGUGUAUUAUCUCACCAUACAUAUGGCUCUACUGACCUAGAGAACGUAUUAACAACAAACAGCGGCAGCCUAUUUCGUCCUCUUUCCACAGCUACUUUUAACCCAGAAGAUAAUACUGUCAGUGUUGACCUCUCCGAUGACCAAGUUGCCAAAGUAGUUAAACGUCAUUUAGUAGACACUUCACCUUCUUCGUCAUUACAUGCUUCUUCAUUGCACCGUAGUGUGACCAACGACGACGAUCAAGGUAGUACGUUCCGCAGUGUUCACCACCUACCAGGUGGUGCUAUCACUCACGAUAUAUAUAAAUGGGCAGACGAUAUAGAAAAUGAACAGAUUGCUAGACGCCAGCGCUCCCAGUCAUUUUAUGUUCCCCGCAGUGAACCGUUAGAUCCCGCUUUGGCUAGAUUGAAAGAUCCAGGAGGAUUUAGACGUCAUUUUGUUGUUGACAAAGCUGCAAGACUGGGCAGAAAACCACCUCAUUGGAUGACACGUACAUUUGUUGACUUCUUGGCCUUGUAUGGCCAUUUUGGUGGUGAGGAUUUGAGCGAUGAUGAAGAUGAAGAGGAUGAGGUGGAGGAUGAAGAGACCGGCGGUUUAAGAAGAAGAAGAAGAAGAUCGGAUGAUGACGAUGAUAAUGAGGAGUCGCCCCUGAUUCGUAGAGCUCAAGCAAAUGCAGUGCAAGGAACUGCUACUCCAGCAAAGGCCGUCUUCUUGUUACUAAAGUCGUUUGUUGGAACAGGUGUCAUGUUUUUGCCUAAAGCUUUUCAUAACGGUGGUCUUUUAUUCUCGACUACUGUAUUAUCAAGUAUUGCACUUGUUUCUUUAUAUACAUUUUUACUUUUGGUCGAAACUAGAAAUAAGAUUCCUGUUUCUUUUGGUGAUAUUGGCGGUAUCUUGUUUGGUAAAAAGAUGCGUUAUGCGGUAUUAUUGGCCAUCACAUUUUCACAGAUGGGAUUUGUAUGUGCAUAUAUGGUAUUUGUCGCUCAAAAUGUGCAGGCUUUGAUUGAAUCCGUAUCACAAUGCGACAUCCGAGUACCGCUGUCUUACCUUAUUCUCGGCCAAAUUGCUAUUUUUGUCCCACUGGCAAUGAUUCGUAAGAUUCAAAAAUUAUCGGCAUUUGCCUUAGUGGCAGAUUUAUUCAUCUUGAUCGGUUUGGUCUAUCUGUACUAUUACGAUUUCUUUGUUUUAUCAACACAAGGUGUCGCAGAUGUAGAAUGGGUGAUCAAUGAUAAAUCAUUCCCCAUGUUUAUCGGAACCGCUGUGUUUACUUAUGAAGGAGUUGGUUUAGUUAUCCCUAUUACGGAAUCCAUGAAAGAGCCUGAAAAGUUCCCCAAAGUAUUAUCAGGCACCAUGAUUUUUAUUACAUCUAUAUUUUUAUCGGUUGGAUUUAUUUCCUAUCUUGCUUUUGGUAGUGAUGUUCAAACAGUAAUUUUAUUGAACAUGCCCGGUACUGCCGUAGUCAAUACCGUUCAGGGAUUAUAUGCGCUUGCUAUCUGUCUGUCGAUCCCCUUGCAAUUAUUCCCUGCUAUUCGUAUUGUGGAGAAUGGAUUAUUUACUCGAUCUGGAAAGCAUAAUACGAUGGUUAAAUGGCAAAAAAACGUCUUCCGUUUUUGUUCUGUAUUGAUUUGUGCUUGCAUUGCUAUUGCAGGUUCUGGUGAUUUAGACAAAUUUGUAUCGCUUGUCGGCUCGCUUUGUUGUGUUCCUCUGUGUUUCUUCUUCCCUCCCUUGUUUCACUUGAAAGCAAUUGCUAAAUCCUGGCGUCAAAAGGCGAUUGAUAUUACAAUCAUUAUAUUUGGCCUUGUAUCCAUGACAUAUACCACAGGUAUUACAGUUGCUCUAUGGUCUGAGGGUGGUGAGGCCGCGCCUAUUUCUAGAUGUCCUAUUUAAUGGAUGACGUUUAUUUUUUUUCUCUUUCCUUCUGCUUCUUUUAUUAUUUAAAGCGCAGCUCCCUUUCAUUGGGGAAAAAAAAAUAUCAUGAAAAUUAUUAUUAAAGCUCU
Messenger RNA from Mucor mucedo, 2178 nucleotides. Its product is annotated as transmembrane amino acid transporter protein-domain-containing protein. The transcript is spliced from 4 exons. The coding region runs from base 29 to 2068 and encodes 679 amino acids. NCBI's taxonomy places the organism in Eukaryota, Fungi, Mucoromycota, Mucoromycetes, Mucorales, Mucoraceae. Gene Ontology annotation, biological process: amino acid transmembrane transport. Gene Ontology annotation, molecular function: amino acid transmembrane transporter activity. The record is from RefSeq and is a predicted model, not a curated record.